This is a messenger RNA of Suillus discolor, 279 nucleotides long. RefSeq lists its product as uncharacterized. The transcript has a single exon. The record is from RefSeq and is a predicted model, not a curated record. Lineage: Eukaryota; Fungi; Basidiomycota; Agaricomycetes; Boletales; Suillaceae. The annotation marks the transcript as partial.
GAUAUCAUAUGUGUCAUUAAUCUCCAGCACAACUGUGUUGAUUCACAGUGUACAGACACCAUCGAGGAACCUGUGCGCCAAGAACGGCUCGAAACUUCUCGUACAAAACCUAUCAUUCAGCACAAGUCAACACCACACUACUUCAUCAAUGCCUACUCUAUUCAUAACUACGAUCACAUCAAUUCUGUAAUUCCUGAGACGCUUCGUGAAUCACCGCUGAAGGUUACGAAUGUCGCAGAGGUUCGGGAAAUGGCCGUACGACAAAUGAAGCAGAAGAAG